Cyanidioschyzon merolae strain 10D is the source of this 525-nucleotide messenger RNA. RefSeq lists its product as hypothetical. Lineage: Eukaryota; Rhodophyta; Bangiophyceae; Cyanidiales; Cyanidiaceae. The record is from RefSeq and is a predicted model, not a curated record. The transcript has a single exon. The coding region runs from base 1 to 525 and encodes 174 amino acids.
AUGCCGCGGCCGGGUAGCAAGCGAACUCACGGUAGACACUUGACAGCUAAACAAGAGUCCUUGUCGCAUGAUUAUGAGCCAGUUCAGGUUCAAGCACAGCUAGAGGAGCGAUACCGGGAACUAGACGCUUACGAAGCCGCGGAGUCGACGAGCCACGGCCUGCUCGCGUCCGCGGUGGCGACGUGUACGCUUUCCGACGACAGUGACGACGUUGCCGAACAACAGGAGUUUCGACUCACGGAGGAUGAAGUUGUAGAACAAGGUUUGGAGGAGCCCUCUGUCCAGAACUUUGACUACUGGUGGUGGUUGGCGGGGCUGCUUCCCUUGUUGGCGGAGGCUGGGCACCAGCCCCAGACGCCCGGCAACGUAAACUUCCGGCACCUCGGCGAGCGAGCCUGUCAUGUCCUCAGCACACUGGCCGCAGAUGAAGAGAUAGAGAACUGUACGCUUUCACGUAUUCUCGCACAGAGAACUGCCCGCGGGGCUGAGGAAUCCUCCUCGCUGGAUGCGUGGCUCGGAAUCUGA